Corticium candelabrum is the source of this 1572-nucleotide messenger RNA. RefSeq names its product cytochrome b-c1 complex subunit 2, mitochondrial-like. Gene Ontology annotation, cellular component: mitochondrion. Bases 47 to 1468 code for a protein of 473 amino acids. The record is from RefSeq and is a predicted model, not a curated record. The transcript is spliced from 18 exons. Gene Ontology annotation, molecular function: metal ion binding. NCBI's taxonomy places the organism in Eukaryota, Metazoa, Porifera, Homoscleromorpha, Homosclerophorida, Plakinidae.
UAGUUAAUAUCUCAAGGCAGCCGUAAAAAGCAAAACCCAGCGCGAGAUGUCUACUCUAAGACCGAUAGGACGUUGUAUAAGAUAUUUCCAAGGACGUCGCGCUGUUAGACGAUUUGCGUCAGCAGCAACCGUACCACUCAGUGAUCCUCAUCCUUCUAUUCCUGAUGCUGGAUCGCACAGCAGGAUACCGCCGGAACCAACAAAAGUCACUCACUUGGCAUCUGGAAUCACUGUGGCGUCCAUAGAGACGUACUCUCCUGUUUCACGUUUGGGGCUUAUUGUGGAAGCUGGUAGCCGCUUUGAAACAGAGAAGAAUAGAGGCGUUACGCAUUUUCUAAGAAAUUCAGCGUUUCUGUCAACAUCUGAUUACACUGCUUUCCGUAUUUCAAGAGAGACAGAGCAAUUGGGAGGCCAUCUAAGCGCGACUUCAACUAGAGACCAUUUCAUAUACAUGGGAGAUUGCAUGAGAAAUGAUAUUGGUGUCAUGAUGGAAGGAAUCUCUAGUGUUGCUCUUAAUUCAUCCUUUUUUCCAUGGGAGGUCUCUAAUCAAACUGCUCGUGUAGAGUUGGAUCUAAAACUGGCAGCAGAGUCUCCUACAAUUGGAAUUAUGGAAAGUGUUCACAAAGGUGCUUUUAGGACAACAUUGGGUAACUCUCUUUAUUGUCCUACGUACAACUUGGGAAAGAUCACAUCUGACCAUUUGCAUCAAUUUGUGUCUGAUCAUUAUCAACCAAAGAGAAUGGUAGUAAUUGGCAUUGGAGUGAACUCUGAUGAGUUUGUGAAGACUGUACAGGACACUUUCAGCUCUGCAAAAUCACCCGAAAAAGUGAUUGACAAACUGGCAAGUCAAUACCAUGGUGGAAGUGAACAUCGAGUGGAGACUGGAUCAGAGCUAGUGCAUGCAUGUCUUGCCACAGAAGGAGUUGGUUUGAGCAGCAAAGAUUUUCUUACCAGUGGACUGUUACAGAGGAUUUUGGGAGUGACACCAUUUAUCAAGUGGAGCCCUAACACGAUAUCAAGAGUCAAUAAAGCAGGAAGUGAAGCAGUUGGUGGAAAUCCAGCUAUGGUGACUUGUUUCAAUACAUGCCAUUCUGAUUCUGGUCUGUUUGGGCUGUAUGUGGUAUCCCAUGCAGAUGACGUUAGAAAGGUUUUAUCGGCUGCUGUCAACGAGUUCAGUGCAGUUGCUAAGGGCAACAUAUCUGAUGCUGAGUUAACAAGAGCAAAGAAUCAGUUGAAGGCUAGCAUUCUGAUGACCCACGAGAGCCAGGUGGAACUGCUGGAAGACAUCGGCACUCAGAUACUGGUCAAUGGGACGUAUACUGAUGCUCAUGCAGCUGCAGAUAGUGUGGACAAAAUAUCUGGUGAUGAUGUCGUGCAGGUUGCUAAAAGAUUUUUUGGCGGAAAACCAACAUAUGCUGCUCAGGGGAACUUGUGCAACACACCUUAUCUCGAUGAACUCAGGAGCUAAGACUAACGUGAUGGUAGAAAGACUUGGUAGUGGUGUGUCCUUGCUUGCUCUGUGUGUCAUAUAAAUGGUGGUCGUAUAAAUAUAUUAUUGGCCAGAAUCACGAA